Leucoraja erinaceus (little skate) is the source of this 1892-nucleotide messenger RNA. RefSeq names its product mitochondrial ribosomal protein S9 (gene mrps9). NCBI's taxonomy places the organism in Eukaryota, Metazoa, Chordata, Chondrichthyes, Rajiformes, Rajidae. The record is from RefSeq and is a predicted model, not a curated record. The coding region runs from base 167 to 1327 and encodes 386 amino acids. The transcript is spliced from 11 exons. Gene Ontology annotation, biological process: translation. Gene Ontology annotation, cellular component: ribosome; mitochondrial small ribosomal subunit. Gene Ontology annotation, molecular function: RNA binding; structural constituent of ribosome.
UGCCGUCAUCGUCCUUCCCGUCACCGAGUAGCUCACUCCGACCAAGUUCAACCUCGGCAUUGAACCGUCGGCGCUCUGCGACCUGUUUGCGGCCGCAGUGUGAAGCGGCGGGUGAGAGGUCACCCAGCGGGCCUGCGCAGAGCCGGCGGCGGCGGCGGACAGGGACAUGGCGGCGGGCGGUGGGACGUUCAGUGCGUUGCUGCGGCGAUGUCGGCGCUGCGCGGUGCUGCUGCCGCUGCAGACUUCACCCACGGCGGGCUGGAUGCCAUCUCUGGUACGAUUCAUCUGCAGCAGCAACUCCUUGCAGAAGAAAAGUAUGGCUGCUACAUUCCAUGUGAAUUAUACCGAAGAAUUUAUUAAGCAGCAAAUUGAAGAGUUCAAUAUUGGAAAGAGACAUCUAGCUAACAUGAUGGGCGAAGAUCCAGAAACAAUCAGUCAAGGGGAUAUUGAUAGAUCCAUUAGGUACCUCUUUCCAUCUGGUUUAUUUGAAAAGAAGGCUAGACCUAUCAUGAAGCAUCCUUUGGAAGUUUUUCCAAAACAGAGAGCUGUCCAAUGGGGAGAAGAUGGCCGUCCUUUCAAUUUCCUUUUUUACACUGGAAAGCAAUCCUACUAUUCACUAAUGCAUGAUACCUAUGAUCAAUUCCUAAAUAUACAAAUAUAUGAAGACAAACUAAGGGAAAAGGGUCUCUUCUCCCUGGAUACCAAGCCAGUAAACUUAGUUGGAAGCAGAUGGUUGACAAAGGAAGAAGUGGCGGAGAUGUUGGUUGAACAAAUUUCUGACUAUGAUUACAUGCACUUUCUUCAGUUACUGGAGCGUAUGUUGACCUUACCUUACUGCAGUAUAAAGGAAGAAUAUGUGUUGAAAUUUCGUAGAAAGAUGGAGGAUCAGUCCAAGAAACAGAAAGUUGAACCUUUACAACUUGAUGAGAACGGAGUAGCUUUCUGCAAAGGAGAAGGUCGAAGAAAAACAGCAAAAGCAUCGGUCACAAUUCGAGAUCAAGGAAAUGGCAAAAUAACAGUGAAUGGGGUGGACUAUUUGCUGUACUUUCCAUCACUUCAGGAAAGAGAGCAACUGAUGUUCCCCUUCCAAUUCCUGGACCGACUAGGAAUGCAUGAUCUGGAUUGUACUGUACAAGCAGGCGGGGUAUCUGCACAAGCAGGAGCAAUUCGUUUGGCAACAUCGAGGGCUCUGCUUAGCUUCGUCACAGAAAGAGAAGUGGAAUCGAUGAGACAAGCUGGCUUGUUGACUCCUGAUCCUCGUGUGAGAGAGCGGAAGAAGCCUGGUCAGGAGGGAGCGCGCAGGAAGUUCACUUGGAAGAAACGUUAAUCAGUGGCUUUUCCUGUGAAGCAACCCUGAGGUGGUUUGAAAUCAGAAGCAGAACCUCAACAAGACCUGUAGUUUGAACACCUGCUCAAACAGAUUUUGAGGACUUGCAAGAUCGUUAUUGUCUCAGAUCUCAAUUUCCUGCCUUUGAGAACAAAUCUAUCGUGGUUUUAUUUAUCUAGAAAUUAGUAUUUUCAUUGUUUAAAAUAAAAUGUGUAUCUUUAUUAUUAGGCUGAAUUUUUUUUCUAUGUGUGCUGAGGAGUCUUGCAACUAAUUCACUAUCUUAAGUUGUUAGCUAUAUGUGUUUUAUAAUGCAUUUUCUCUAUCGGUCUAUGCACUGUGGGUAGAAAUUUAUGUGCUGGACUCACAGUGCCACUGCCAAUUGGAAAUUAUCCUAUUAUAAUGAUUUGAUGAACAUCAUAAACUAUUCUCAAACUACCUCUUUCUCCUCAUUUCUACCCAAUGGAAUGAUUAAGUAAAUUCGCAAAGAUAUCUAAUACUGAAAUGUUUUCAUCCAGAACCUGGAUCUCAUUUUGCAAGUAGAUCCAAUAAAGUUUUACACAAGAAA